Ophidiomyces ophidiicola is the source of this 3618-nucleotide messenger RNA. RefSeq names its product serine/threonine-protein kinase gin4 (gene GIN4). Gene Ontology annotation, cellular component: cytoplasm. Gene Ontology annotation, biological process: intracellular signal transduction; protein phosphorylation. The record is from RefSeq and is a predicted model, not a curated record. Gene Ontology annotation, molecular function: protein serine/threonine kinase activity; ATP binding. The coding region runs from base 1 to 3618 and encodes 1205 amino acids. The transcript is spliced from 5 exons. Lineage: Eukaryota; Fungi; Ascomycota; Eurotiomycetes; Onygenales; Onygenaceae.
AUGAAGUCUUCAAGUCUUCUCGGCUCCUUGAACGAGGUAUCUUCGCUUACAACUGCAGAGAACAAACGCGUAUCUGCAGUUAUAGACUACCACACAGAUUCAAAACGUAACUCUGCCAUCUCGACAACUUCCACUGGCUCCGGAAGGCGAAAGACGCAUAUUGGUCCAUGGCGACUGGGAAGAACUCUUGGGAAAGGCUCGACAGGCCGCGUCCGUCUGGCGAAACAUUCUGUGACGGGUCAGUCUGCUGCUAUUAAAAUCGUAUCUAAGAAAUCUGCAGCAUUAUCCCAAAGCCAGAGCAUUGCUGCGAUGGAUAAAAACAUUGGCACUGCACCGGGUUCUCGUACAAUUCCUUCUGGCAUCGAAAGAGAAGUUGUUAUCAUGAAGCUUAUUGAGCAUCCAAAUGUUAUCAGCUUACUCGAUGUUUGGGAGAAUAGAGGUGAACUAUACCUUGUUCUCGAGUAUGUCGAAGGCGGCGAGCUAUUUGAUUACGUCUCGGAAAGCGGUCCUCUUCCAGAAGUCGAAGCCGUCAGACUUUUUCGACAAAUUAUUGCUGCAUUAUCGUAUUGCCAUCAAUAUAAUAUCUGUCAUCGUGAUCUCAAGCCCGAAAAUAUUCUGCUCGACUCCCAGAGAAAUAUCAAAGUGGCUGAUUUCGGUAUGGCGGCUUUGCAGCCGAUGGGUCACUGGCUAAAUACGUCAUGCGGGAGUCCCCAUUAUGCGUCACCCGAAAUAAUCUAUGGACACAGAUAUCAAGGCAACAAAGCCGAUAUUUGGAGUUGUGGGAUAAUUCUUUUUGCUAUGCUGGCUGGAUUCCUCCCAUUUGACGGUGGCGACCUUGGUAGUACUCUGAAGCUUGUUAAAAAAGGAGAGUACAUACUUCCUCCCUGGUUCAGCCGAGAAGCCGUGGAUAUGAUCCAACGAAUUUUACAAAAGAAGCCUGAGAACAGGAUUUCUAUGAAUGAAAUGUGGCAACAUCCUCUUCUGAAAAAAUACGAGACUCAUCCCAUCCUCGCGGAUUAUCCACUAAAUGCUAUAGGACCCCCAUCACCAUUGUCGUCCAAAGAUUUCAGAAAGAUGGUGAGUCAUCGUCGUGAUAUUGAUAUGGAAAUUUUAAGAAGCCUCCAAACACUAUGGCAUGGAAAAAGGAAAGAUGAACUAAUGGAAAUGCUGUUAAAUGACGAAGCGAACCACGAAAAGUUGUUUUACAAAGCAUUGUUGAAAUUCAGGGAAGAACAGCUUGAAAAUUACGAAGGCCCACCACUAGAGUACUCGUCCAGUGACUACCAUCACAUCUCAAGGCCACUCUUUCGACCACACAAACGGAUAUCAGGCAACUACAGUGAAAGCAGUGUGUGGAAACGUUCCAGAUUCUCAAUCGCUACAAACACAUCUAGUCUGAGGGAGAAUUCCGGUAAAGGGCCAUUAUCCGUCAGAACAAUUGCCAGCUAUGACCCUUAUAGAUCAUCUCAAACCGCCAUUACCGAACCAAAGGUUGAGUAUGCAAAUGUUGUCAUCCACAGGCACCCUUCAAGUGGCUUUAGCGCCGGCGUGCCUUUGGAUAUGCUCAACGUCGGGACUCAGCCUGUCGGAGAGAGAGGAUCUUCACUUAUCCUUUCAUCGUCAAACGCUGCACCAUGGUCCUCAUCAAGACGAAGCUCUAUCGCAUCUUUCCAGUCGCGUAGCUCAAUGGGGAGUCUGCGCCAACGCCGAGCUUCCACUCGUGGUUAUAAGAGAAAUGUUUCUUUCCGACAUUUGCAAAAUAUGAAAACAGCAAAUCAAAGUGCCAACACUACCAAAUCAUACGCUGAAUAUUCAUUGCCUCCAGAGAAAAGGAGACCCCAAAGGCGUCAAUCUGAAAGGGCCAAAAGACUAUCCACUGAUAGAUUCAGCAGCCCAUCUCUGCCUUCACCGCCGGCCUGCGUACAACGAGCUUCAACCAAGGAAGGGGAAAUUCAAGUGGAAGUGAAGCCACGUCAAUCUUAUCAAUACUGGAAAGAAGAAGCCCGAAAGGUGUCGCAAGAGCUCGAACAAAUCUGCGAAGAGGCUUUCAAUAGCUCGUCUAUUUCAUCUUCCCAGACAAUAGACGCUGGAUUCAAGUAUCCAGAGUCACCUGUGACUUCCGUCUCUACCCCUGGAAAUCUUGGCAGAUAUUACGAUAAGAAGAACAAACGAUCUUCGCGAGAGCAAGAUUUUGAGUCUUGCAGCUCCUAUGCGACCAAGGAGUUGGUUGAGACUCGUCGUCGAUUGAUAGAGCAUUCAAGCCAGGCUAACGCGGACAACUUGCCCUCCUAUCUCUCUGAAGUCAUCGCUCAUCUGGAUCGCCUGAUUGGAGGUGAAUUGGCGCUUUCCGCAGCAACAAACUCAACUUUAGUCAAGGAACCCACCCGGUUAUCACAGAAUUUCGACAAUAAACUACCUCCUAUCUCGGAAGAGAGGCCGCCUGUGCGAGAUUUCUUAUCCAGUGAGAGUAAUUUUGGCCGAUCAAUCUCAAAGACUGUUCCAUUGAGACCGGAUGACUGGGAAAGAAAGAAAACAAUCCGAGUAGUACCAGAUUCGACCAACAAUCUUGGUACAAUAAAACCGCUGACCAUAAGAAAGAAGCGCACGACACUCGAAUUCCGAACUUCAGCCAGUGACUCAAGAGACUCGGAAUCACAGCGGAGUGCCAGCGAGUCAGUUCCCCCUGAUCGGGCAGCAGGUCGAAGAAGCACGACUGCACGGUUUUUCAGCGGGCUUGAGCCAAUUGAAGAAAAUCCAAAAUCCCCAAAGAAAAGCGAAGCUCGCAACCCUGCAGAAAGCAGGAAAUGGUCCUGGUUUAAACAUACUAAAUCUGCGAGCUAUGCAGACGUCGGCCCUCCAACGCCACCAAAGGACAAUCUUCCAUCUGGCAGGUCUUCGCUCUCCAAUAUUGCAAACGUUAGCUCUCACAGCAUUGAGGGGCUGAACACGGUUGAAAAGCACCCUGAAAUCAAACGAGUUUUCCCAAGCGGUCCUGCAGAGACGGGCAAGAAGCUGCUGAAACUCUUUGGCAGAAAGAAACAUGAAAAACCAAUCCAUGAAAUUGGAAGAGGCAUCAACGACCCCGAUUUCUCUUUUACGAGUCUAGCCAGCGUAAUCGACAGCGGCGGCUCGGACUCCAAUGAACACACCAUUCCCAGCCGCGAAAGAAAAGCCGAACGAUCAGUCUCUCCGCCGCCCAGCCAGAAUUGGUUUAUGAAAUUCUUCCAUAUCAAGCCUGCCUCAAGAGUCAUUGCGCUGAGUCUCUCCAAAUCACGCGCAAGAAAGGAGAUCCUCAAGAUCAUCCGUGAAUGGAGAAAGUAUGGCAUAGAGGAUAUCUAUUAUGAUAGACCGAAUGGCGUCAUCCGCGGGAGGGUGGGAGAGUUGAAUCUCCUCCGUCUCCGCCCCGUCGACUUCUCCGCAAAACUGUUCACGGUGCUGGAAUUCGGCCGCCAAGCCGAUCUCAGUCUGAUCCGGUUCAAACAGGAGCGUGGCGCGGCGUCGUCUUUCCGAAAAGUGGUGGAUACGCUGACCACGGUCCUCAAGCAGCGCAACUUGCUUGUUGAAGACGCAGUCAAAGCCAAGAAGAUGGCCAAACUCCUUGAAUUCGCGCCUCAGUAG